UCUGCAGCUCCGCCUCGGACUCUGUGGAUCUGACUCAGGAGCUGCGUCUUCUUAAAGCGACACGUCUGUGAUGAAGAAGAGGAGCGGGCACAGAGGAGGAAGAGACCCGGAGGAUGCAGAGGAAGAGACCGGGGAACAGCAGCAUCCGCCUCCUGCCGCCUCCAUCUUCUCCUCCGCCUCCAGGUUCUGAAACCAUCUGUAAUCUGAAGCUGGAUGUCCGCAGAAAAAUCUCCAGGACCACCCCCCCCCCUCUCUCUAUCCUCCUCCACCCUCCUCUUCUCUCCAUCCCCGGAUCAUACAUGGACUGUCCGUGCGUCACGCUCCUUCCUGCUGCGUCUUUUCCUCCGCAGCCGCGUCGCCACCUCCUCUCCUCGUGUUCAGGUUGAUGUGAGACCUGCUCCUCUCUGCUCCUCACCGACUCCUUCUCCUCUCUGCUCCUCCUCACUGACUCCUUCACUUCUCCUCUAAACGUGAGUAGACCGGCGGUUCUCCGGCCUUCUGCCGCGCACCCCCCUCCCCCCUCAGUCCAUGAACCCUGUCGGAAGAUAACGCUGCGUCCCCGCGGCACCGCAUCAGCGUCACCUCCUUACAUGGACCGUGCGUGAAUCUGCGUGACUCUGCGCUCCCCCCCCACCCCCUGGCCGUGCGGCUGAUGCGGUGUUUGUGCGCGCUCUCUGCUCCUCGGCUGCGGGGCGCACGGCGGCAGGAUGGUGCGGAUCGCCAGCGCGCUGGGGCUCGUCAUGUUCAGCGUGGCGCUGCUCAUCCUGUCGCUCAUCAGCUACGUGUCCAUCAAGAAGGACUUCCUGCUCAGCACCCCCCGGUACGGAGCUAACGGAGGACCCAGGAUGUACAUGUUCCACGCGGGGUUCCGCGAGAGGCCGCCUCGCAAACCAGACCUGAGCUCCCAGCUGGCGAUGAAAUAUCUGGACCCGGCGUUCACUCCUCUGACCAACUCUCUGAGCGAGGACCUGCAGAACUCCUCGAAGUGGAGGUACAACAGCUCUGCUUUCAUUCAGCAGAGGACCGAGAUCUCUCAGUACAUCGACAUCCCCCACAACUUCUCCCUGACCCGAAGCUCGGUGCGAAUCGGUCAGCUGAUGCAUUACGACUACUCCAGCCACAAGUACGUCUUCUCCAUCGGUGAGAACUUCCGCUCGCUCCUCCCCGAGGCGUCGCCCAUCCUCAACAAACACUACAACGUCUGCGCGGUGAUCGGAAACAGCGGCAUCCUCACGGGCUCGCGCUGCGGACCCCAGAUCGAGAAGUUCGACUUUGUCUUCCGCUGCAACUUUGCCCCGACGGAGAUCUUUAAGAAGGACGUCGGGCGGCAGACCAACAUGACGACGUUCAACCCAAGUAUCCUGGAGAAAUACUACAACAACUUACUGACCGUGCAGGACAGGAACAACUUCUUCCUGAGCCUGAAGAAGCUGGACAGCGCCAUCCUGUGGAUCCCGGCGUUCUUCUUCCACACGUCGGCCACAGUGACGAGGACGCUGGUGGACUUCUUCGUGGAGCAUCGGGGUCAGCUGAAGGUCCAGCUCGCCUGGCCGGGGAACAUCAUGCAGUACAUCAACAGCUACUGGAAAACCAAGCAGCUGUCGCCGAAGCGCCUGAGCACCGGCAUCCUCAUGUACACGCUGGCCUCGUCCAUGUGCGACCAGAUCCACCUGUACGGCUUCUGGCCCUUCGGCUGGGACCCCAACACGGGCAAGGAGCUGCCGUACCACUACUACGACAAGAAGGGCACCAAGUUCACCACCAAGUGGCAGGAGUCGCAUCAGCUGCCGGCCGAGUUCAAGCUGCUCUACAAGAUGCACACGGAGGGACUGCUCAAGCUCCGCCUCUCGCACUGCGGGUAGAGCUGAAGCUCCGCCUCUCGCACUGUGCGUAGAGCUCAAGCUGAAGCUCAAGCUGAAGCUCAAGCUGAACUCCGCUCCGACGCUUCCACAGACCAGAGGCGUGAAAAUGACAAAACGGACAAAGGCCGGAUUCAUGUGCUGUUUUCAGGCCCAGAUCCUCGAGUUAACGUCCAGAGUCCAGAGACCGUUACGAACUGCAACCGCUCGAGAGACGAGACGUAUUUGUGUUUGACUCGAGGAUCCAAAGUGGAACAGGACUAAAGAUCUUUGUCUCUGAGCUGAACUCGUGGGAAAUGUUCUCCUGCUGAAUAUCACAAACUCAUAUUACUUAAUCUAGUUUUCUCUCUCUCGUCACUCUUCAGCUACGAGUUCCCCGUAAGGAAACCUCCAGGUUCUCUGCUCCGUGUUUGCUGCAGGUCAUUGCAUCAUCAUCCUGUAAAACACCACGUCGGCCAAUCAGAUAGAAACGCUCAUUCCUGGAAGUCGUAGAGGAAACUGAUGAGUAAAAUCUUGCCUCGUAUGAUUAUAAACAGUUUUGACAUAUAUGAUAAGUCUCAUACCUCAUAUCUCACACUUCAGGUCUGUUAAUAAGCUGGAUCCUGUUUCCUGAUGUCACACAAUCACUGCUGCGUUUCUGUUGAAGCUGCGUCGUUCUGCAGAGACGACGAGCUGCUGCGUCUCCCUGUGUUUCUGCUGCAGAGCUUCUGAGUGACGUCGACUCGACUACAUGUCAGGACUCAUCAGGAGCAUCUUCCCGUCCGGACGUAACAAUAAACAACCUAUUGAAACAAAUAGAUUCAGUCAACAGAAACGCACGAGGGCUUUUACUUUGAAGGAGAGAAACUCCUCGGCUCAGCGAGUUGUUUUCACACCUGAACAAAUGGUAAGUUAGUAGUUCGUCUCUUUGUGAGGAUUACUGACGUCAACUAGCUGCUUGUGUCAUCAACUCUAUGCACCAAUCAGGACGAGUCUCGCUCUGCUUGUUGACCUCAUGUCCUCGGUGACGUGUUUAUAGUUUUUACUUUACCUUUGUUUCUGUUUCAGAUGAAGUCAGGGUUAGAAACUCGGUGACGAACGUACGUUAGAAAUGUCUCUUUGUCCCGUGGUCGUGUCAAAUCCUCACUUCAGCCAAACGGCUCCAUUCACACCCAGUUAAUCUAUACGUUUGCUGCUGGAGGGAUUUUAAUCUGAAGAUGUCGGAGGACGUGAAACAGAUUCGUGAGUCACGAUGUUGAACUUCUCUCCCCCUCGUUCCUGUGAAUGGAUCCAGUCCGAACAUGUUGUUGUUCUGUCGUCUGUUAACGUCACGAUGUUCCGUUUCCUGUGGUUUGAACCUGGAAGCUGACUGAAUGUUUCUGCUUCUGGAGAAUUCACGUCGUAUUCUGAAAUGUCCGGAUUGUUUCACACUUUGUUAUCAGGAAUUUAGGAUUUAUUAUAAGAAUUAUUUUGUUUUGACGGUUGUUAAGCGGGUCGGGGAUCAGGUGCGAUGUCGUAAGUUGUGUGAUUUAAGUGUUUUUCAGUCAUAUCAAAUGUAAAUCAUGAUUUUAUUUCUUUGCUGCAGAGAAUCUUGGAUUAUUUCUAACGUGCAGCUGUUUCUUUUACUUUGUUUUUUUAAGUUUCAUUCCAACGUGAGAUUUCUGUGACUUGAAACGUGACAUUUUUUUGACUCUUGACAAAACGAUUGUCGACGGUUGAAUUCCCUGUGUGAUGAGAACGAUGUUAUUUUCUGACCUGAGCACACGACCACACAUUCAAUGUUUCUGUAAUAUACGAAGUCAGUGAAACAUCAGGUUUUUAAAGAAUGUAUUUGCUUUUUGAAUGAAACUCAGAUAUUAACGAGCCUGAUUCCUUCCAUAUCAAUAAGUCUUUAGAUUUCACUUUACCAAGAGUAACAUUAUACUAAAGCCACAUUUAGACAUCACACACAAUAUGAUGUAGGAUAACGAAUAAGUUUCAAUCAUCCAAUACUUGAAAUAUAUCUACUCUGUAUUUAUUUCUUCAUUUAGUUAUUAAAAUGAAUGAAAUCAUCAA
Hippoglossus stenolepis (Pacific halibut) is the source of this 3893-nucleotide messenger RNA. It is a transcript of the gene st8sia3, whose product is annotated as ST8 alpha-N-acetyl-neuraminide alpha-2,8-sialyltransferase 3. The record is from RefSeq and is a predicted model, not a curated record. Gene Ontology annotation, molecular function: alpha-N-acetylneuraminate alpha-2,8-sialyltransferase activity. The transcript has 5 exons. The coding region runs from base 708 to 1862 and encodes 384 amino acids. Gene Ontology annotation, biological process: N-glycan processing; oligosaccharide metabolic process. NCBI's taxonomy places the organism in Eukaryota, Metazoa, Chordata, Actinopteri, Pleuronectiformes, Pleuronectidae.